AUGGAAAGGCUGCCAGACGGCGUCACCCGUGACGGUGACCAGGACAACCUUGAAGCGCCCGUCCCAAUUCCGUCGCCAGUCAAGGUAGAUCUUCCUCCCAACUCGACCUGGACCAAUGAGAGCGGACAUCUGGAAUUGUCGACUUUCUUUGACCCUUCGAAACCAAACCUCUCUCGAGACUUUGGUAUUGACGGUCUACAACCUGUGAUUCGCGCCAUGGGCCAUGACACCUUUCUUUUACGAGAUGCCUCGGGCAACUUUUAUCAAUGGAGCAUCUCGGAUGGGGCCAUGUGGCAACUGCUUGGCCUCGAGGAUCUCGAUGAGGCUGUGCACUCUAUCAUGCGCGAUAGCGGCAUCUUGUCGAAGACGCAGAUUUGGAACUUGGAGAGAUCAGAAGGGUAA
Penicillium oxalicum is the source of this 402-nucleotide messenger RNA. RefSeq lists its product as uncharacterized. NCBI's taxonomy places the organism in Eukaryota, Fungi, Ascomycota, Eurotiomycetes, Eurotiales, Aspergillaceae. The record is from RefSeq and is a predicted model, not a curated record. Bases 1 to 402 code for a protein of 133 amino acids. The transcript has a single exon.